AUGAUUGUUGGCUCCACCACAUCGACACGUUUUGAACAUUUAUUACAAUUGACAAGCACUGCUUUCCAAAUACAUGUGAAACGAAACUUAUUGAACGAUCCAUCUCAAAACCAUGAAACAUCUUCAGAACCAUUACAAAUUCCAAAUCAAGGUGGACGUAUUUCAACUCCUUUCGAAUUAAGAAAUUUGAAUUCGAAUAACGUUUCCGCAGCGGUUAUGAGUUUUGGAAAUUUGGAAAAGGUGAAAAAUUUAUAUUCUUGGAAUCGAGAUGUAACGACACAAUUGAUCAAUUCCACUCAAUUCGAGAAUUUGCAACAAGUUGUGGAUGCGCUCUCUAAUUCAAGUACCGUUCAACGUGUGAAUUUGGUGAUACCUUUCGAACUUAAAUAUUUGCAAAAUAGGGCCAUUCUUCCGGUUCGUGAAUUGACAAAUCCUGUAACCAUGGAAAUUAGAAUUCCAAAACAAGCUCAUGAGUUAAUGACCCAAAUUAUAGAGUCUUCUUCAAAUUAUAGAAUAGUCUGCAUGUAUUGGAAUGAAACCAAGUUGAGUUGGGAAAGUAAUGGCUGUUUGACUGAAUUGCUCAACACCAGUACUGUCACAUGUCAAUGCAAUCACACCACCACUUUUACAGCCUUCGUUGAGGUUAACAAUCUUCUCAAUCAAGUCGACCUAGCCAUCACUAUUGCCCAAAUCAUUGUAUCUUCUCUAUUAAUUAUCGUAAUUUCAGCAUUCCUCCUCCUUUUCAUCCUGACAAGUCAAAAGAAUCCAAUGAAAAGCCGAUGGAUUCUUCCAUUCUUUGCAUUGGCUUCUCUGAUUGUAGAAUUGAUAUUUUCCUUUAUUGUACCUAAUGCUAUUUCUCUAUCAGGAUCAGAUCGAUCUGUCCUUUCCGCUGGUAACAUUGUCAAGCAAGUAUCUGCCAUGAUUUCCGUUACCUUUUUUGCUCUCGCUUUACUCAAUUACGUUGUCUUGGUUGUUAGAUAUUUACUUUUCAGAUACAUGUAUGAAAUUAUGGAACUAUUUGCAAAACUUGUCCAUGACAAGGAGGUCAUUAUGAAUCGAAAUGUAUCGUCAUCGAACAUGAAUUUUGAUCCAUCUCAAGAUUUUGAAAAUAAUCAACCAAAAUGGUUUUGGCUGUUGAAACGAAUGGCCAGUAAGGGAGUUCAAAUUAUGGUGAAUAUUGUCUUGGCCAUUAUAAUUAUUGGAUACUUUGUAAUUUUCAUUAGUUUGGUUGGAACGAGCUCGAUUGCAAGUACGAGCUAUACAAAAGUUAUGGCCGGAUCUCUGUUGGGAUAUGUCCUUGUCAUUUCAUUGAUUGUGAUCAUAGUGUUUGUUUUGGACGCUGUUUUUGAAAGUCGUUUCACACAAAUGACAGAUGAAACCAAACUCACUCUUUCAAAGAAGAAUUCUGAGAUGGAUUUUAAAACACAAGAAUCACAGAAGCAACUCAUUGAGUCCUUCCUCAAUGGAAUUAAGAAUUAUUUUACAACAAAUGACGCAUUAUCGUUUCGAGCGGAAUUUAUUUACUACAUGACAGGAGUUGCUUGUUUUGUUAUUUCUUAUUCAUUGGGUUUAUGGUUUAUUGAUCAACCUACGAGAAAUGGUCGAGCGGAGCAGGGAGUGCAGUUGGCAUUCGACGUCUUGUCAGUAUUAUUUUUCAUUGCUGCCUUUGGAGGACACGUGUCGAUAGUGACCGCUGUCAAUUAUAUGAAAUCCAAGAGAAUGAAAGGUUAUAGAAACGUUGAAACGAGUGUUGAUUCAGAAGACGACAUGAGUGAAGAAUUGAGAGAAAUAUUAACACAACCCUCUCUGUGCAAAAUUUUCGAACAGUAUGCAAAAUUGGAAUUCUCAUUAGAAAAUAUUAUUUUCUGGAAGAAACUGGAUCGAAUGAAACAGUUGCUGAAUCAAAGCAUUAACAACCAACAUGAUUCUACAAAUUCGAAAACAAUUUCAUCAUGGGAAUUACUCGAAAAGGAAUUUUCACAAUGGAAAGUCGAUCACAUGGAUGCCAACGCUUCAAUGGAAAUUAACUUUCCUUCCCAUAUCAAACACAAAUUUAAUGCCAUCCAUACUCAAUUACAAAAACAAGAACCCUCCGCUCUUCCCUCACAACAACUCAUUCAAGAAUUAUUCCAAGACAUGCAUUCCGAUCUCAUCUUGAAUUUGAGUGAUACCUUUUCAAGAUUCAUGUUCACUGAGAGUUAUGAGAAAAUAAUGACCUUUAUGCAACUCAAGAAGGAAAUGAAUGCAUCUUUUGAUGACACACAACAAAACAACAGCAGCAAGAGCAUUUUGUAA
Molecule: messenger RNA, 2295 nt
Organism: Naegleria lovaniensis
Lineage: Eukaryota; Heterolobosea; Eutetramitea; Acrasida; Naegleriidae
Exons: 1
Coding region: 1-2295 (764 amino acids)
Source: RefSeq, a predicted model, not a curated record